AUGACGCCAAAUGAGCCCAAAGCACAUGCCAAAACAUUUGAAGUACACCAGUCACUUACAUCUAUGCCUGGGUAUCAAAACAUCAGUCCAGAAGAGCUUUGUUUGAUGGACUACCAGCAGGGCCGCGGCAAGGGGACCGCUGGGCCGAAUCCAUCGUCAUUGGGGGCCAGCACCACAGCACCUACCACGACGCCUGCUUUUGGAUUUGGCUCGCAGUCUAGCAUGGGUACCAAUGCGUUCGGGCAGCCACAGGCGCAAACGACACCUGCGUUCGGACAGGCGUCGGGUACCGGUUUGUUUGGCCAGCAGAACAACAACCAGAUGGGCUCCACGUCUUUAUUCGGUGCUUCCAACACGGGUGGAUCAUCGGGACUGUUUGGUGCGAAUGCGAACAAGCCCAGUGCAUUUGGCUCCUCGACAUCGACGCCGCUAUUUGGACAAAACAAUCAGGCCUCUGGUACUGGCGGCGGUCUCUUUGGUAACUCAACCAUGACACAGCCGGCGACAGGUGGUGGGUUCAUGUUUGGCGCGAACAACAAUCAAGCAAGCACGCAGCCAUCGACAGGAUUCAGCUUCGGGACUGCGAAUAACCAAGCUCAGAACACGCAGCCCAAACCGCUCUUUGGUGGCUUUGGUUCCACUUCAACACCUCAGCAGCCAUCACAGCCAUCGACAGGCUUCUCGUUCGGCUCAACGUCUACAUCUCAGCCUGGCGCGACGAAUGCGUUUGGAACUGGCGGCGGCUUUUCAUUUGGCUCUGCGAAUGCCAAUAAUGCAAGCACGCAACCCAAGCCAGGUGGUGGCCUAUUUGGCUCAUCUGCUACGACGCAGCCAUCAACGACGUUCGGCUCUUUUGGAGCAGCUGGUAACAAUGCUGCGACCAGCGCACAGCAGAACAAGCCUGCGUUUUCUUUCGGUUCGUUCGGCUCCAACCCAAACAAUACUUCUUCGACGCAACCUUCAGCUACAACCGGCUUUGGUGCGCCUGCUUCGACGACUGGUGGCGGUGGUCUUUUCGGUGCCAAGCCGCCGACAUCCACCGGGACAGGUUUUAGUUUCGGCCAGCCGAAUGCCUCUGCACAGCAGCCGGGCACCACCGGUUUCGGCUCGGCGGCCACAAACACGGGCACUAGUGGCGGCAUCGGCGGUGGCCUCUUCGGUGCAAAGCCCGCCGGCACACUUCGACGCAACCGCCAGCAAUCACAGCCCUCAGGCGGUGGCCUGUUUGGUAGCAGUGCGCCGAAGCCAACAUUUUCCUUUGGCUCGGCUGGUUCAUCAGGCACUGGCCUAGGCACGGGCGCUGGUGCCGGCACCGGUACCGGCGCUGGAUCUGGCACUGGCUUCAGCUUCGGCUCUGGAUCUGGCGCAGGUACCGCUGGAUCUGCGCCUUCCACCACAGGUGGCGGCGCCGGCGGUGGUCUCUUUGGUCAGAGCCAGCCAGCACCGUCAUCGACAGGGCCAUCGCUCUUUGGACAAAGCCAGCCUGCUGUUCCGUCUGCUAAUACAGGCAGCAGUUUGUUCGGUGGAGCAAAGCCACUGGGUGCGUCUAUGCCGACUAUGACAGGUGCAUCCGCACAGCCAUUGCAGCCGCCAUCCCUCACGACUAACCCAUAUGGCACAGAUGCUCUUUUGGCAAAUGUCGCGGGGGCACCAGCGGCAAGUCAAUCGCCGUUGCCGUUCAAUGUGGCGCCGAAGAACAAGCCGCCUCUCGUAUCUCCGUUUCGCUCUUCGCCGCGCAAUGCUGUGCGUGUGACGCGUUUGCGUGGCUCAACACCUGGCCUUGAUAUGUCACGCAGCAUACGAGAAGGCACUCCAAGUGACCGCGCUACACCUGUGCGUGCAGGAAGUGUGGGCUUGUUCCGUCAGCCCAGUGACGCUGUGGCGCUGUCGCCUCAGGCGUUUAUUCCUCGGUCAACCUCCAAGCGACUCGUCCUCGAUGGCGAUACGAGCUUGUCCCGCUCGCCCAGUAUGUUGCGAGAAGGCACGCCACGUGCUUCGGUACCGCCACGGGCUCGAUUCUCACCUGCUGUUGAGAAAGUGCUCAGUGGUAGUGGAGGCGCUUUUGGAGGCGACUCGAUCGCCGGCGGUGCCGGCACCGGCAAUACCAGCAGCCUUAGCGGAACAGGUGCCGAGGCGGACUCGUCGCUUGUGCUGCCAGUGCGUGAACCGUCAUAUACGGCAUCGCCGGCGCCCAGGGGUAAGAGCGCACGACCGUUGCAACACGGCGACUAUUACACGGAGCCGUCGCUACCGGCGUUGCGUAGCAUGCGAUUUGACGACUUGUCUCAUGUGGAGCACUUCGUCGUAGGCCGCAUUGGUUUUGGGCGUCUGGCAUUCCUCAAGCACGUCGAUCUCACAACCGUGCCGAAUCUCAGCUUCAUUGCCGGAGGCGUCGUCCAGCUUCGUAUGAAAGAGUGUUUCGUGUACCCACAAGAAGAGGACUUGGAGUCUGAUGUACCCCUAGAUGGUCUUUUGCCGAACUAUGUGCCAGUGCCGAAAGCACCUCUGGGUACAGGUUUGAACGUGCCGGCCCGCGUAAGUUUGGAGGGAUGCUGGCCCGUUGACCGAGCAACUCGCGAGCCAUUGCGUGACGAGUCGCACCCACGGGUCAAGCAGCACAUCAACAAGCUGCGGAACAAGAAGGAAACGGACUUUGUGUCGUAUGACGCACUGUCUGGCACAUGGACGUUUGAAGUGCAGCACUUCUCGCGCUAUGGCUUGGACGAGUCGGAUGAAGACGACGAUGACGCUGACGUCGAUAUGCCCGCACACACGCGUGUUGACAUGCGCGAUGCAGACAAUGUGGACGACGAGGAUGAGCCGCCGCCCAUGAAGCUUGGCGAGGAAAGUGAUGACAGCGGCUCUAGCGCGAUGCGGGAGAGCGAGCUCAUGAGCGGUGAUGAGGAUGAGGAUGAGCAGCCUAUGACAGACUACGAUGUAUGGGUUCCGACGAUCCGCGAUGAGCCUGUUCCUGCACUGGCACGGCGCUCCAUGACCCCUGCCGCUGCCUCGCGGCUCACCCCCGGCGCGCCAGAAGCACGGAAAGUCCAAGUGAUGCGGGCGAGUUUUUUUGGGCAGGCGCCUCCGACGUCAGGACCUGUCGGGGGCGUAAAGCUUAGUGGUCCCUCGGCCCAGCUGCCAUUGCGCCACACGUCGCAGUUGAUGCAGGGUCGCACCAGCGCGAACGUUAGCAACGACGAUGUCGUCAACGCGGAUGUCGACGAGGCACAAGAACCUGUUGCAGCAGCAGCAGCAGCCGUCACUGACGCCGGCCCUGCCGACGUCACUGACAUGCCUCCGAUAGAAGAGCCACCGGUGCACGACCGCGUGCCGGUCGCGCGUGUCGAGUCGAGCCUGUCGGCCCUUGACACGUCGCUGUGCGCCGACCCAGGCCUGUUUUUAUCACGGAGCUUCCGAAUCGGCUGGGCAUGCAGGGGUGCAGUGCUGGCGCACAACGGGACACUGCACGGACUUGCAUGCCCCGGCUGGACGCAGGUGUAUCUGGAUCGCAUGCGCGUUUACAAGAACGAAGCAGAACAAGCUGCCUCACUCAGCACAGCACGCAAGCUGCUUGAACUGCAACUUGCCAGCACACACAUUGAGCCGUCGAAGGAAGGAGGCAGCAUUCCACGCGUUUCAUUUCAACCAAACACGACGUGCGCAAGCAUUGCAAAACACUAUGCACCGGAUGACAAGCAAUAUGCAGCCCAGCUCUGGCACCUUGCGAGCGUGCUCUUUGACCCCGUCGACUUGAAACUCUCCAACGAUGCUUCUGACGCCUGGCAUGAGCACGUUUUACAGCGCAGACGCAAGACAGCAUUUUCUUCCUGGCUCGAGCGUGUUGUAUCUGCACCCGUGCAGGCAGACGUACGUGCGCACAUCGCGGCAUCGCGCCAGACGGACCUGGUCUUUGCACUCCUAACCGGUCACCAGGUAGAACAUGCGGCGGAGGCUGCGCUGGAGGCGGGGCAUGUGCGCCUCGCAACCCUGGUGGCUCAGGCCGGUGGAUCCUUGGACGUGCGUGCCGACAUUCAGGAGCAGCUCGAUACCUGGCAUGCCGAAGGCGUCGAUGCCGACAUCGAUCACGCCAUGCUCCGCGUUUACGCCCUACUGGCUGGCCAGGUCGUGAGUGCCCAGGUGUCUGGCGCACGUGCACGAGACGCACGCACCAUUGCGAUGGCACGUGGCCUGGACUGGCGCCGUGCUCUAGGACUGCAUGUGUGGUACGGCACGCCGUGGGAGUCGCCGCUGGAGGCGAGUGUGCGGAGCUAUGAGGCGGCAGUGCAUGCACCUAGCGAGACAGUACCACCUCUGCCGACGUACCAGGCAGAAGCACAGCUAGGUGCGCUGAAGCAGCGCGAGUUGAUCCAACAGGCCGGCGCUCCUCGCGAUGCACUUUUUGAGCUCCUCAAGCUGCAUGUCGAUGCGACAUAUCCGCUGGAGCAUGCACUGGAUGCACGCAACUUUGGCAAAAGCGCUUUGGAUCACACCCUUCCAUGGCAUGUGUGCAUGUAUUUGUCUCGCGCAUUGCGUGUUCGUUCGUGCAUGGACCCCCACGUCGAGGACCGACUCACGUCUCUGUAUGCGGCACAGCUCGAAGAGACUGGCGAAUGGCACUGGGCCGUGUUUGUGCUUUUGCACCUUAUGCACGACCAGGUCCGUGCGCAAGCAGUGCAGGCACUGCUGGCGAGACAUGUUGAUGUCCUGGAUGCGCACUCUGCCUUUCUUACAACGACUCUGCAUGUUGACGAAACUUGGCUAUGGCAGGCCCGCGCUCUUGCAGCGCAUGCGCGCAGUGACUACUUCGCUGAAUACGAAUGCCGACGCCAUGCUCGUGACCUGUCUGGCGCACAUGCCGUGGCGGUGCGGCAUCUCGCGGCGGAAUCGUUCUUGCGCGGUGAUACACAGCUGCUGGUGGACCUCUUCCGCCCCAUUGCCGACGAGGCAGAGGCCAGCUCAGCCGUGCCAAUCAAGGGUUGGAAUGAGGGCGGGCGCGUCCUGCUAGACUAUGCGACGCUCCCGCAGAUCUUGCCACCCCUUCUGGCCAAGGCACAUACCGGGUCACUGGAAGCGUCCGAGCGGCACGCAUUGCAGCAGGCCACUGUGCGAACGCAUGAGCUUAUGGAUCGCGUGCCGCUCUUGUACGCAGACACGACAGAUCUUAUGAGCACCGUUGCGCGCUCGGAAAUGCUCGCAGUACUGCAAAACUUCUCACGGCUUCUUGCUAGCGAGGCUGGCGCUCCGGAACCUGUCCGGCACUGGACGGCUGCGAAUCCGCCUGAAGUUGAGCAGCUGCAGGCGGCCGCACGCGACUUUACCUCGUCCAUGCUCGCAUGUCUGUGA
Molecule: messenger RNA, 5343 nt
Organism: Malassezia globosa CBS 7966
Lineage: Eukaryota; Fungi; Basidiomycota; Malasseziomycetes; Malasseziales; Malasseziaceae
Exons: 2
Coding region: 1-5343 (1780 amino acids)
Biological process (GO): protein import into nucleus; post-transcriptional tethering of RNA polymerase II gene DNA at nuclear periphery; RNA export from nucleus
Cellular component (GO): nuclear pore; nuclear pore cytoplasmic filaments
Molecular function (GO): RNA binding; structural constituent of nuclear pore
Source: RefSeq, a predicted model, not a curated record